AUUGCUCAUAUAAGAAUGGUCUGUUAUGUUUUGUUAACAAUAUCAUUCACUUUCUAUGUCAUAACGUUGUUCAAUAUCGAAGAGAGAGCACCUACUAGAGAAGGGUGAUGAGUCCACAAUGCGUCGAAUUAUCCUAAUUCUUCUAUUAAUAGCGUAUACGAAACCAGAAAAAUGUGAACAGAUCAAAAUCGGAAACGAAUUCUACAAACGGCAACUGAUAGCUACUAUCGAUGGAUAUCCAACUGGUAUGACGAUUGAUCCAAGAACUGAAAAUAUAUUCUUCAUACUCCAUAAAAGGAAUUAUACAAAAGGAAUCCAUAUUUUGAAACAUGGCUCUUUGGGAGUUAAAGAACUUCCAUUAUCCGAUGAUGUUAUUGGACAAUGUGUCGCUGUGGAUACAGUCAAUAAUUUGAUAUAUAUUGGUACUAAUCAAGGCUUGGUUACGUACGACAAUUCACGAGCAGAAAUCACAGCUGAACGGCCUAUGGGAGACGAUGACGUAAGAAACAUAUUCAUUGACAAGAUUGACAAUCAAAUGUACAUCACUACGGGCUCAAACCACGAGAUAUUUAAAUUCAUGAACGGUUCUGCAGCUGUUAAAAGAUACGAUAAAAUACCUAAAGCAUACAGUUUUGUUCUGGACAGCAAAGGCAAUGCCUUCUACGAAUAUGUUGACGGAAGAUUGUAUUUCUUUUCAAUUGAUUUGUACGAGCCUGUUCAAUAUAAAGGAUUUACAAGAGAAUUGAAGUAUAUACUUCAAUUGAAUAACAGUGAUGAAGCAAUAGUCGCUGUUAAAGGUUCGUUGUAUAGAUUAUUUACUAAAAGUAUUCUGCCAGUGAAGCUUGGGCAAUUGGGUUUUCGUAUAACGGGAAUGGUUUUUGAUAAUAAAAAUAAUAUAAUUAUUGGUACUAAAGGAAAGAUUUAUAGAUAUAAGCCAAUAGAUGGUAAUGAUCCUUGUCCGGCUGAUGAUUAUUUUAUGUCGAGUAUAUAAUAUUUAGCAGCCAUUCGAAGUAUCCUAUGUAUCUACAUGUUACAUGCUACGUGCCUAAUUAUUUACCUAUUGAAUAUAUUAUUAUAAUUCGUUUUUUCUUACUUAACAUAAUCAACAUGAAAUAUAUCAAUAAUAAAUAGACAAUGAAAACAUACAUUUGGUGAAAAAAAAAUAUAAAUAAAUAGAGGUCUAGUUUCAUGUGUGAUGAAGAUAUGUUCGAAAAGUAAGAAGGAACGAAUUGUAGAGCUAAUGAUUUCAGUUUUAUUUGCUUGUAACGCCGUGUGAAUAUAUUGUUUUAUUGUGAA
Messenger RNA from Manduca sexta (tobacco hornworm), 1296 nucleotides. RefSeq lists its product as uncharacterized. Gene Ontology annotation, molecular function: protein binding. The transcript has 2 exons. The coding region runs from base 119 to 991 and encodes 290 amino acids. NCBI's taxonomy places the organism in Eukaryota, Metazoa, Arthropoda, Insecta, Lepidoptera, Sphingidae. The record is from RefSeq and is a predicted model, not a curated record.